GAGACCGAUCUGGUGUGUUUAAGUCUGAUGUCAUUUUCAGCUUCAGGACAAACAGAACAAACAGAUUUCUGUCUCUGAAAUGUUACAGAAGCUGCUUGAAGACGCGCGUCUGCAGGGAUGGAGCAGCAUUCUUCAGAGAGCAGAAAAGACUUUUUAGCUGAAAGUUUGGAUUUUAUUCCAUUUUAAAUCCGUUUAUUUGUCAAUUUAUGGCUUAAAAAAUAGAAGUACUUUGUUGUCAGUCUGUAUUAUACCCAUGAGGUCAUUGUGAUGCUACAAAUGUAAAAAAUCCGGUGAUGUAAAGGUGAAACCCCGCCUCCAGUGGGCAGAGCCACGCCCCCUCUCCACGCGCUCCUCCCCCUGAUGCUCAUCCAAAAGGCGCUGCGGCAAAAUGUCAUUCCAGAGAGUGGGCUGAAGGAGGACAGACUCUCCUCUGCUGCUGCUGCUGCUGCUGCUGCGGUCACUCCGGGUCCUCCUCCUCCUGUUCUCCUCCUGUUCUCCUCCUGUUCUCCUCCAUUCCUCCUCAUCUCUGUCUUUAAGGAACACUAACAUCUCAGGAUCUCCUGGAAGAAGAAGAAUGGAGCAGGAGCAGCAGUCCAUGAUGUGACCUUCUCCAUCCCCACUUCCCGCCUUUUCCCACACUUUUCCUCCCGGUGCCGGCGCGUAAACCCCCCUCCCCCUCCCGGCCGUCACUUUCAGAACUUUUGGGUCCUCCGGUCCCGCAGGAGCCGCCAUGGACGUCCUGAAGAGUCACCUGUUGGGGGUGUCGGUGGCCGUGGCGCACGGCGUCUUCUCUGGAUCUCUGAACAUCCUGCUGAAGUUCCUCAUCAGCAACUACCACUUCACCUUCCUGACCCUCAUCCAGUUCCUGACCAGCUUCACCGCCGCCGUCACCCUGGAGACCCUGCGGAGGCUGGGGAGGGUGCAGAUCCCCGCCUUCAACAUGCAGCUCUCCAAGGAGUUCGCCUCGGUGUGCAUCCUCUCCACGCUGCAGUCCACCCUCACGCUCUGGUCUCUGCGUGGGCUCAGCCUGCCCAUGUACGUGGUCUUCAAGCGCUGCCUGCCGCUCUUCACGCUCAGCAUUGGCGUGUGCGUGCUGCGGAACGGCCUGCCGUCUCCAGGGGUGGUGACGGCGGUGGCCAUCACCACUGGGGGGGCCGUGCUGGCAGGUGCCGGUGACCUGACUGGAGAUCCAUUUGGUUACGUCACCGGUGUGUUGGCGGUCAUCAUCCAUGCUUCGUAUCUGGUUCUGAUCCAGAAGACCAGCCUGGACAGCGAGUACGGCCCCCUGACCGCGCAGUACGCCAUCACCAUCAUGGCGUCUCCGGUGCUGCUGGUGUGCUCCGUCAUCUCCAUGGACGCCUUUAACAUGUGGUCGUAUGAAGGCUGGAAGGAUCCUCCCAUCCUGAUCAUCUUCAUCCUCUGCAUCUUCAUCGGCUGCGCCAUGAACUUCACCACGCUGCACUGCACCUACAUCAACUCCGCCGUCACCACCAGCUUUGUGGGCGUGGUCAAAAGCAUCGCUACCAUCACGGUUGGCAUGCUGGCGUUCAAGGACGUGGCUCCGACCCGGCUCUUCAUCGGCGGCGUGGCGGUGAACACGGUGGGCUCCAUCACCUACUGCGUGGUCAAAUACUUUGAGAGCAAGAAGAAGAGCUUGUAUGAGGAUCUGGAGAAGGCGGGGAGUGAUGCCCCGCCUCCUGGCGAGCCUUACAAAGAGAAGCCUCCUCUGAACGGAGAUGGGCCGAACCCUGGGUCUGAACCAGAACCGCAAACUGCAGUGGGUUCAGGGGGGAGCGUGGUGGAGGAGGCGGAGACUCCUCAUCUACCGAACGGAGAAUUACAGACAGGAAACGUGGAGCAAGGAGACGCAGAAGGAGGUCUGAAACCGGUAGUCAUGACAGAGAAGGAGGUCCUGGAGAUGCAGCGGGAGCACAUCCAUAAGGAGAGCGCCGCCGCCAGCCAGCCGGUCGGCGACAGCUUGGCAGGAGUGUGGCGGUCCGUUAGAAACCUGCAGUUCUCAAAGAAGGAAACGUUGGUUGAUAACAUGGAGGUGGAGAGUCCUUAGAGCGCCGGACCGCAGGAAAGUUCAGAAACCAGACAGCGACAGACUGGACCUCGAUUUGUAACCAAUGCCUGAUGGUCACGUUUGCUGCUGCCUCGGCGGGGAGCGUCCCGGCGCCUUCUGCAGGAGGAUUUCUAGUUCUUUUGGGGGAACCGCGCGGACGCCGGCGCAGCAUGAUGCGGUCUGCAGUCACGAGGACGAUCCAGAUCGGGGUGAAAACGCCAUCAGGGAGCUGUCUGCUUCAUCUCUUUGUAACUGGCUGUGGGAAUGUGAGACACUGUGUUUGCUCGGCUUUUUGUGUCCAAAAAAAAAACUGGAGAUCAGCUUCAACUUCAUCAGCAUUUUUAAUACUUGAUGGAACUUUUGAUUUUACGUUUGACCCGGUGGUGGAAUGUAACUCUGUGAGUCCAAAUGAGAGUGAGUUUGAAUUUCUGGGCCUUCAACAGUUUGGAGGAAAUGGAUUUUUGUAAAAGAGGUGAUUGAUACGUCCUCUUCUCAUAUUCUGAACGGUUUCUGGUCCCACCUGGUUAUGAGGAAAGAGAAAAAACAUCAUUUUAUUUCUAAAAUGUUCCACUCAUCGUCAGAGUUUUACAGAAUUCUGAAGUUCCAGGGAAACUGGUCACAAAAUCAAAAUAAUUUGGAUGUUUUCCUUGAUGAGUCGAAGGGUUUCUUCACUGCUUGAAAUGAAAACAUCCUCGUCUGUUCUUCCAUUGGUGUCAGAAUCAGAUCUCACACUGUGAUACCGAACGGCAUCCAUGACAAAUACUGACUGAAUGCAAACGUGAAUUAAAUAUUUGCCAGAA
Molecule: messenger RNA, 2865 nt
Organism: Oryzias melastigma (Indian medaka)
Lineage: Eukaryota; Metazoa; Chordata; Actinopteri; Beloniformes; Adrianichthyidae
Product: solute carrier family 35 member D3
Exons: 4
Coding region: 731-2065 (444 amino acids)
Cellular component (GO): Golgi apparatus
Molecular function (GO): antiporter activity
Source: RefSeq, a predicted model, not a curated record